GAAACAAAAGAGGAGGAAGCUGAAGAGGCUAAUUCUCAGUCCCAGUCUUCCAACGGAAAAAAACAAAUGCGCUCUCAGAUGCUUUGUGAACUGCAUCGAGUGAAGAAGGAAAUGAUUGAAAACAGUACAAUAUUGACCAAACCGGAAGUGUAAGUUCUGUUAACGUAGGCAUUGGUAAUUAAGUUUACAUCGAUAGCAUUUAUUUCCAAUAUCAAAUUUGUUAUUUGUUGAUGUUCACAGCAAACCAUACACUCCGGAUAUCUUUAAUGACCUGUCACCGUACUACAACACGUACAUCGUUAAUUACAUGAUAAACGACCAGGUAAGUCAACGGUUAUACUAGAGAUACGUUAUAAUAAGAACAACAACAACAACAACAACAACAACUUUAUUGACUUUAUCUUCGACAUGAAGAUUUCAGGACCAAAACAAUCAAUAUAACAACAAAUGACAUAAAGUAAAAUAAAAGUUAAGUAAGAGAAAAAGCAACAACAACUAUAUAUAGAACAUAAACAUAGAAAAUUACGCGGCUAUGUACGGCUUCUAUGCUACUCGUAUGUUAAGAAAGAGCAAGAGCAAUUCUCAAAGGGGCCAUGUCAUGGGGAUUUGCUGUUUUAGGUCAUUUCUGUACUUAAGUCAAUACUUAAGGCCUUUAUACAAAUGUCCGUGUAGAGUAUGAAGAAAAUAUAAAAAAAUUCCAUCAGGGAGCACUAACCAUGACAUAUUUUUGGAGACUUUUCCGGGCAUAGCAUUAAAACUUUAAAAAGUAUUCAAUCAAAAAUAUCUCCCCGUUUCUGACCGACUAAACUUCCCUGGACAUUUGACCAAAACUGGAGGACUUAUUCAUCGGCCAAUAAUUUUGGCAAUUAAAAGAUUUACGCUAAUCGUCGAAAAAUAAAUAAAUAAUUGGAACACUGACUUCAAGUCAAGACAGCGGUGCGGCUCAGGUGCCUUCCCUUGUCAGUGUAGAACUACUGAGCGAUGACGAAACAGCCCGGAAUUACUGACCUCAAAAAAAGAAAGCAAUAUUAAACGGCAAGGGUAAAUCCAGUAGAUAUUUUCUCAGGGAGGAAGCUACAUUAGGUUUUGAAGAGUUGUUACCAGUUUUUCUCUCUGUUCAAUUCACCGUAACACCUUUUCCCAUUGUUUUCAGGUUGAUUAUGUUCCACGACCGGGAUGGGGCACAAGGGCUACGACCCUAAGGCUUGUAGGUGAGAGAAUAAAUACAAUGAUAAAGGCCGGAAAAUCAUGAAAGGUUGACUUAAAAAGACAUUUAUUAUGCGUGGUCUCUAUGAAAAAAAAAAUGUCUUGAACUCCGGUUUAGCAGUCAUGUCUGUGCUCUAGAAGAAGCCGCCCAGAAACUUCGGUGAACCGCUAUGUUUGUAACCAAAUUUCUUUUCAAAUGAUCAGUUUAUUCGUUUCUACGCGAAAACCUAUUGUUCACAUAACCUUGUCAGAAGUGAAAAACUUAAUGCCUGUCUCUAUGCAGUGUUUGAUUAGAGGAUAAUAAUAAUAAUAAUAAUAAUAAUAAUUUAAUAUUUAUAAAGCAUACUUUCUAUAUACACGAGGCACAAUUUAGCAAUUUUAAAUGAAAGACAGAGAGAGAGUUCCAUUUUUAUUUCUUUGCUCUCUACAAACUAAGGCAAGCCAUCAUCAAUUAACAACAUAAUUUUCUCUUUCAGACCCAGAUGUGUCGUGGAGAAUGGAUCAGUAAGUUACUGUUUUUUUGACAACGUUUGUUGCCUUGGAAACUUAAAGGUUCACUCCCUAAUCUGUCUUUAACUUUCCCUAAACAAAAAUUUUCUUCAUAUUGUCUUCCUUUUUUUUACAAAACAGUACCUGCCGAACAAAAGCCUGGGGAAUAACCGUACGAUCCAUCACGGUCACACCAUCCUCAGUUUACAUUUUAGAAAAGCCUACAAUCCCAGACAAAAGUAGUUGGAAAGGGUGUACAACUUAACAGUAGUCCAUUUUAAUCCUCAAAAAGAGAGUUUUCUCUUCCCUCCCCCCACGCUGUUAACUACCAUAGGCCCGCGGCCGCGGUUAAAUUCGGACGACUCUGGAAUUGAUUGCCCAAGUUCAGUAUUAUAAAUGGCUUUCAAAAGCUUUAUCUUUUUUUACGGCAACAGGGUUAAAAUUGAGGUUAGGAAUAUACAUCACAGAUAUUGCUUGUGGUUUAAUGGUUAAAAGCGAACUAAAACUACGAAUUAACAUAGCCAACGAAUUCAACAUGUUGAUAGUUGCCUGCGUGCAGACGUCUCCCAAGUAGAGAAACCGGCGUAAAUCCUCGUUUGUGUCAGCAACAGAAUCGAAGGAUGCAUGGUUAGCCCGUGAGAGGACAAGAAUGCCAACCAGGCUAGCUGUUUCUGAAGCUACCACUUGUUUAUUACAGAAGGCCGCUUGUAACCGCAAACUCCUCCCUGUACCAUAUAUCCAGCCUUAUAACCGUUUUUCAAAGCUAACAAAUUCCCCAUUCUUUAUCGACCAGUAAGACAUAUCUUGUCUGGCUGCACCGCAAAUCUCCUCACAGAGGAAUCUCUUGAACUCUUUGCACGGCAUUCUUUAUUAUUUGCAACCGCGUAAGUUACAUUUACGUAGAUAACUGCGAUGUACUGACUUUCAAGUGCUAAAUUAAUAAAUUUUGGUGACUUAUUAUAAACUUCUAGAAUAAUUGCCGUUUUGUCUUUCUUCACAGUUUUCCAGGACCCAUGUAUGACUCAGUGGUCCCACGAGGUUUCUAUAAACCUCACAUUUGGUAUGUAUCUACAAUUCCUUGUACAUGUGAUACCGCGCGUCUUUACAAAUACCGUGUCGUGAAAUUCUGAGUUAAGCCCCAGGAAAUAUAUUUUUACAGGCCUGUUUUUGAUUGGCUUAUACACGCAGGGGUGGUGGAUGCGAGGAGGUGGGACGGUGUGGGGGGUGCGUAGGGGGGUGGUGGGGGGGGGUGGGGGCGGGGUGGGGGGGGGGGGGGGUCGGUGGGGGCGAGAGGGGUUGUGUUGGUAGGCGGGGAGGAAGGGGAAAAGGCAACUUGCGAUUUAAAGACCCAAGAGCUCAUAAUUGGAGGCAAAAUUGUGUUCACAAUUUUUCACCAUCUGCAUGGAGUGGCAUGAUGUGGUUGUUUUUAGCCGGGUUGUGUACUUCUUCAUUUUUUAAAUUGUUAUAUUAUUGUUUAAGGAGCAAGAAUGUGUCUGGAAAAGAUAGCAGUCACGGCAGCACCAGACUUCCUCCAAUUCCAAAAGUAGCUUACCCAAGAUUUCAACAAAAGCAAUAUCAGCACUUUAACAUGAAUUACUCACACGUGCAGCCCUUCAGGUAACAAAAAGGGAAAGACAAAGUUGUUCUGGCAUGCUAUACUGCGAGCAGUCGCGCCUUAGUCUAUCACGCGUGUGCUCUUUCGCGUCUCCCUCGCACGUUUCGCUCAGUCGACGGACUAAGAAAAAAAGAGAGACUGCUUGUAGUCUGCUGGCAUACAGUUCUCUGGUAUUGAAAAGGGAGCGAUCCCCAUGUAACUUGAAACGAAUUCAAUCAAUAAAAGAAACAGCAUCCACACUGCAAGUCUAACAGUAGCCCAAAAAAACACUUUGAAUUUCCAUUGCCGACCUCAGUUUAAAAAAGAGCAAAAAAGAGCUGUGCGGUAGUUAUCUUUAGAAUCAAAGUGAGUUGCAUCACGUCAGUUGAUGGUAUUUAACUCUUCUAAAGUACCCUACAACCUAAUGAGAACUUUAUCGACGCCAUCAAGACAAUGCAAAUACCUGACAACCGCAAGAGAAAUCAAUGUUCACCAGUAUUCCACUUCUUAACAUAAUGGAGUUUCGUUCGUGACAGAAAUCAAAUACAGUCAUGUGAUCAGUAAGUGUUGCGUUUCUCUCAACAGAAGCGACAUCCAUCGCCUCCAAGAAACGAAAGCGCAGAAGAGAAUGAAAGAGGAUCAUCAAAGGACGAUGAACGACUGGAACCGAAUGAACCUGACCGAGCUGAAGGUGCUUCCAGAACAGUCACGCUAUCACGUCAAAAAGGCUAUCAUAUCCUACUUAGGAGGCUCUAAGGGUUGUAACAAGGCGCUUAAACCUCUGUUGAAAGAAAUUGAGGCUACAGAGCCGGUUCAGACAGCGAACGCCUAG
Messenger RNA from Porites evermanni, 4121 nucleotides. The record is from the annotation of a GenBank genome assembly. NCBI's taxonomy places the organism in Eukaryota, Metazoa, Cnidaria, Anthozoa, Scleractinia, Poritidae.